GACAUUUAUGCAGACGGGUAACUGUUUGCUUGCCGAAUUAUACUUAACCUAUUCGUAUUAUUUAAUUAUUUCGAAUAAUAGUUUUAUUUACCUAUCUAAGAUGCAUGGAAAUGAAUCUGAGUAUUAACUUAAACCCUAUAGGCUUUUUUUAAUAUUUAUCUUUUAUCUGAAAAGUGUGUAAACUAUGCUCAGAGCAGUUUCAACAAUUUAUAUCGAAGGCCAGGCCCUCGAGCUUCUCAUCAAAAAUUCGCGAACGAGAAGGGAUGUUUUUAAAUUAUUUCGCACAAGGCUGCUGUCCACAUCUGCUGCUCUGCACAACACACAGACUGUGCUGACCACUGAUGGAGCACGAUUGGAUAGUGCACGAGCACAGGGAGAGUCGUUGGCCACACCACCCCUCCCUUCCCAAUCGCCGCCGCCGCCUCCGCCACCGCCGCCACCACCACCCUCGCGUCGCUCAUGGACAGUCGCUGCCACCACACUUGCUAUCACAGCCUCACUCGGAGGGGUGUACUUUUAUCGCAAGUUAAGUGAGAAGGAUUCUCCUGCAGCCGGCGACGGCGGCGCGAGCGGCGUAGACGGCGCAGACGGCGCGGCGCCGGAGCCGGCGGCGGCGGAGCUGCCGGAGCGCGUGGACUUCCUGCUGGUGGGCGCGGGCACGGCCUCGUUCGCGGCCAUGCGCGCGCUGCGCGGCGCGCGGCCCGACGCCAGCGUCCUCAUGGUGGGCGACGAGCGCGAGCUGCCCUACAUGCGGCCGCCGCUCAGCAAGGAGCUGUGGCGCGAGCCCGGCCUGGCCGCCGCCGCCGCCGACCCCGCGCGGCUCGGCGCGCUCACCUUCCGCCAGUGGAACGGCAGGCGUCGCAGCGUGUCGUACGAGCCGGCGUCGUUCUACGCGCCGGCGGCGGCGCUGGCGGCGGGCGGCGCGGGCGCGGCGGUGGCGCGCGGCUGGCGCGUGACGCGGCUGGACGCGGCGCGGCGCGAGGCGCGGCUGGAGGCGGCGGCGGGCGGCGGCGCGGCGGCCGCGCGCGUGCGCUACGGCCGCGCGCUGGUGGCCACGGGCGUGCGGCCGCGGCGCGCGCCCGCGCUGGCGGCGGCGGCGGCGGCGGGCCGCUCGCUGGCGCUGCGCGGCCUGCGCGACGCGGCGCGGCUGGCGGCGGCGCUCGACGAGCCGCGCGUGCGCCACGUGCUCGUGCUCGGCGGCGGCUUCCUCGCCUCCGAGCUCAGCGCCUCGCUCGCCGAAUGCUUGCGAUCGAGUGGUAAAACGGUGACGCAGGUGUUCCGCGAGUCGGCGCCGAUGGCGAGCGUGCUGCCGCAGUACCUCGCGGCGGAGACGGCGCGCCGCCUGCAGGCCGCCGGCGUCCACCUGCUGCCCGACACGGAGGUGACGGGCAGCGAGGUGGCGGCGGGCGGCGUGCGGCUGCGGCUGGCGGGCGGCGGCGCGGCGGACGCCGACCUGGUGGUGGAGUGCGUGGGCAGCUCGCCGGACGACGCGCUGGCCCGCAGCUCGGGGCUGGAGACGCACGCGCAGCUCGGCGGGCUGCUGGUCAACGGCGAGCUGCAGGCGCGCAGCGACGUGUUCGCGGCCGGCGACGUGGCCUGCUUCUACGACGCGGCGCUGGGCCGCCGCCGCCUCGAGCACCACGACCACGCCGUCGUGUCGGGCCGCCUGGCCGGCGAGAACAUGGCCGGCCUCGCGCCGCCGCGGGCCUACAAGCACCAGAGCAUGUUCUGGAGCGACCUGGGGCCCGACCUCGGCUACGAGGCGAUAGGCAUAAUAGACUCCAGUCUCCAGACCGUGGGCGUAUUCUCAGCUGAGGCGGUGAAGGACGCGGCGGUGACGGCGCGCUCGGCGGCAGCGGACUCGGACACGGCGACGGCGACGGCGACGGCGACGGCGACGACCGCGGGCGGCGGCGCGACGCCGAGCGAGGGCGGCGCGGCCGGCGACGCGGCGGCGCGGCGCUACGAGCGCGGCGUCGUGUUCUACUUGCGCGAGAAGCGGGUCGUAGGCGUGCUGCUGUGGAAUCUCUUCAACCGGAUGCAUGUCGCUAGACAGGUUCUGGCGCAGGGCGAGUUUGAAGACUUGUUCGAGGUGGCCAAGCUGUUCUCUUUGCACGAGGAAGACUGAGGAGACAAAUAAAUAAAAUAUUUAGCAUUUACUGUAAAUAAUAAUAAUAAUACAUUCACACACUUACUGA
Messenger RNA from Galleria mellonella (greater wax moth), 2198 nucleotides. RefSeq names its product apoptosis-inducing factor 1, mitochondrial-like. Bases 185 to 2128 code for a protein of 647 amino acids. The transcript has 10 exons. Gene Ontology annotation, biological process: apoptotic process; mitochondrial respiratory chain complex assembly. Gene Ontology annotation, molecular function: protein dimerization activity; NAD(P)H oxidase H2O2-forming activity; FAD binding. Lineage: Eukaryota; Metazoa; Arthropoda; Insecta; Lepidoptera; Pyralidae. Gene Ontology annotation, cellular component: cytoplasm; mitochondrion. The record is from RefSeq and is a predicted model, not a curated record.